This is a messenger RNA of Lytechinus pictus (painted urchin), 534 nucleotides long. RefSeq names its product ctenidin-1-like. The record is from RefSeq and is a predicted model, not a curated record. The transcript has 2 exons. Lineage: Eukaryota; Metazoa; Echinodermata; Echinoidea; Temnopleuroida; Toxopneustidae. Bases 1 to 534 code for a protein of 177 amino acids.
AUGGUGUUAGUGGUAGUGGUGGUGGUAGUCGUGGUGAUUGUUGUUGUUGGUAUUGUUAGUCGUGGUGGUGGUAGUGAUGGUAGUAGUGGUGGUGGUAGUGGUGGUGAUGGAAGUGGUGGUGGUGGUAGUGGUGGUGGUAAUGGUGGUGAUAGUGGUGGUGGUAGUGGUGUUGAUUGUAGUGGUGGUGAUGGUAUUGGUGGCGGUGGUAGUGGCGGUGGUGGUAGUGGUGAUGGUAGUGAUGGUGGUGGUGGUAAUGGUGGUGAUGGUAGUGGUGGUGGUGGUGGUGAUUUUGGUGGUGGAGGUAGUGGUGGUGGUAUAGACUGUGGUGAUGACAAUGAUGAUGAUGAAGAUGGUGAUGGUGGUGAUGAUGACGAACAUGAUAAUGAGGACGGCUAUGAUGAUGGAAGUGGUGAUGACUAUGUUGGCAAGAUGCCCCUUCUUCUGCCGAAUAUCCUUGUACACGAUGACGACGUUGAUUGCAAUGGAGGGGGUGAUGCUGAUGAGGUCGAUCACCCGACCAUAUUCAUAUGUUGA